Molecule: messenger RNA, 971 nt
Organism: Lactuca sativa (garden lettuce)
Lineage: Eukaryota; Viridiplantae; Streptophyta; Magnoliopsida; Asterales; Asteraceae
Product: vignain
Biological process (GO): proteolysis
Molecular function (GO): cysteine-type peptidase activity
Source: RefSeq, a predicted model, not a curated record
GAUGGCGGUUGCCCGGCAAAAGACGGGAGAGAGGCUACUCCAAGCAAGGACACCUUUUAUUGGGAUUUCAAGUAUCGUAACGUCACUGACGUCCCUGCCGAGAUGGACUGGAGAAACCAUAAUGCAGUUACCCGUGUCAAGAAUCAAGGAAUGUGUGGGAGUUGCUAUGCUUUUCCAACAGUGGAUUCCGUAGAAGGAAUACAUUCAAUCAUAAAUGGCGAGUUAAUAGAAUUAUCACCAAAAGAAAUUAUCGACUGUGCAAAUGUGGGUGGAUGUAACGGAGGCUCACCUCAAGAUUCUUUCAAAUACAUCGCCAAUAAUGGAGGUCUAACUACCGAGAAGAACUACCCUUACAAACCUGUAGUUGAGACUUGCACAUUACAAAAGGCGAAAGAUAUCGCCGUAGAAAUUCAUGGAUAUCAAGACGUCCCUAGGGACGAAACUGAUGAGCAUCUAUUGAAAGCAGUUGCACACCAACCUGUAGCUGUUUCAACGUCAUGGGGAGAUAAUUUAGCGUUAUAUAAAGAGGGAAUUGUGCAAGGACCAUGCGAGACGACAGUUUUGCAUUCAACGCUAGCAGUUGGAUAUGGUACAGACCCGGAUGGAACCAAGUACUGGAUAUUGAAGAACUCGUGGGGAGAAGAGUGGGGAGACAAAGGAUACUACAAACUACACCGUGGAAUUCCUGACAAGAAGGGAAUGUGCGGCAUAGCACAAUUCGCUGCUUAUCCUGUCAUUGAAGCCGAUAGUGGAAUACAUGCCUCACCUGGUGCAGUUGUUAAGGGUGUUAAAAAACGCUAGAAGUUCGUAUGCACAACUUAAGUUGGAUGUGAUUGUUUCUCCAUUCUAAAUAAUCGGUUGCUGACGCCGAUCCGAUUCAGGCAACUCUAAAUUUUUUAUUAUGUAAUUCAACUAUAAAUUUGUACCCGUGCAAAACGGUGAUGACGAAAUAGUUUUUUUCGGCAAUUCGU